AUGUCUGAAAGAAGAAAGACACGAGGAAAAUACUACCAACAAACUAAUCCUAAGCUAACAACUAAUGAUCAACAAAUUAUUGAACUAGAGAAAAUUCUCAAUAAUCUUGGUUUAGCCUUGAACGAUAGCAGAAUUGAAAAUACAAAUACUUCUCAAGGUUUGACUAUUUUUCAAUUUGAAACAGAAGAAAGGAUAAUUAAGAUGAAAAAACCAAACCAAACUUAUUACCAAGCCCAAAUUCAACAAGUUAAUCCUGGUUCGACGGAGGAUUGUAAUAAGCCCGAAAAGUCUGCCCCCGAAUUAAAAAAAAUUGUCACCGAAUAUUACCGAGAAAAGGAUAUUAAAAUGAUGAAAUUAAAUGCUGAGGAUAAGGAAUUUCUGGAUAUUGUUUUUAAUGAUGGUAAAAAUAGACGGUCGGAUACUUUUUCUGGUUCUCGGGAUAGACAAAAAUUCGAACAAGUAAAAAUCUAUUUAAAAAGUAAUAAUAAGGAAACUCUUACUUAUUCAGAGUUAAGCGAUAGUUCUAACACUAAUCCUUCUCGUAAUCCUAAUAAAGGAAACAGUAUAAGUGGUGGAGAAAUUACUUUGCUAAUAGUUGGCACGAUAUCGGUGUUUAUGUCUAUAAUGUCUAAUAAUUUAAAAAUCUUUGCCCUGGGUGGCUUACACGAAGUGGGAAAAAACUGUUAUGUUUUGGAAAAAAAUAACGACCUAAUUAUUGUUGAUUGUGGCAUUAAAUUUCUCAAUGGCAGUAAUUUAGCCGACGGUACUAUUCCUAAUUUUAUUUACCUCUUGGAAAACAAAGAAAGAAUAAAAGGUUUGUUUAUCACUCACGGUCACGAGGAUCAUAUUGGUGGCAUCCCUUAUUUAUUACAAUUAAUUCCUAAUAUUCCCAUUUAUGGUUCGGAUUUUUCCAUUUCCCUUUUAAAGCAAAAAUUACGCGGAGAAAGUAAAGAAAAAACUACUAUUUUUCAAGAUGAUACAAUAAUAUCCACCGGCGAAUUUCGCGUCAGUUUUUUUCGGGUAACCCAUUCUAUUCCCGGUGCUUUUGGUUUGAUAAUCGAGGUUAUACGAGAUAAUACCAGAAUAGUUAUUACCGCCGAAAUUGGCAAAAAAGGAGUUGAUUUGCUACUAAGUGAUUCGACUAAUUCCGAAGUAGAGGGCAAUACUCCCUCAGAAGCAAAGGUCAUUGAAAUUGCAAAAAAAACCGAAAAAAAAAUUGUUUUGCUCGGUUCUUCACUGUUAAAAAUGAUGAAAGCCAUUCAGAAGGCCAUAGCGUCCGGCGAUUCAAUUAUUUUAACUUCUUCCCCGAUUAUGGAUAAUAAAUUUAAUGUCGAGAUAAUUAAUAAUAAGUUAUUUGCUUUAGGAGCCAAGGUCUAUGAAAACAAUAAGGAGGAUUUACUUCACGCUUCCGGACAUGCUUGUCAAGAAGAUUUAAAACUAAUGCUUACGUUGGCUAAGCCUCGCUAUUUUAUGCCGUUUCAUGGGGAUUUUCGCAUGCUGAAAAAACACGGGCAUUUAGCUCAAGAAUUAGCCAUACCAGAAAAAAAUAUCUUUGUUUGUAGUAAUGGUGAAGUAGUAGAAGCCAAAGAUAAAGAAUUUUUUUUGAGUAAAAAAAAAUUGCCGGCUCAACCUAACUAUGUUCUUAAUGGCCGGUUACUGCCAGCUGAGGAAUUAAAUAAUAACCUAGUUUUGCGGGGAAAAAUGUCCCAAGGAGGAUUUUUUCUAGUGGUACUUUUCUAUGAUAGGAAAAAAAAGAAGUUAACUUCUUCUCCUUACAUUUUUACUUAUGGGUUUAUUAAUAUGAAAAAGAACGAGAACUUAAUCAAUGAUUGA
Messenger RNA from Entrophospora sp. SA101, 1833 nucleotides. The record is from the annotation of a GenBank genome assembly. Lineage: Eukaryota; Fungi; Glomeromycota; Glomeromycetes; Entrophosporales; Entrophosporaceae.